CCAUUUGUUCGUCACGGCAUCUAAGUUGUAAGUGGACACCCUUAGUUAAAGCAAAUUUGCACUUAUGCGUGCGUUUGGGAACACAAUAUGGCUUGAGGAUAUAGUAAUUAUGUCCACCUGGUUCUCUUGUUUCUGCUCCCUUACUCCAGUAAGGGAUAAGUCAACUGCUUUGUUUUUCGAAUACUAUUAAUCAAGUUACAUUUUCUGCCGUAUAUGGGUUAUUAGUAGGCAGAGUAUCCGCUUAAGACGUAUCUGGAAAGACUUUCCAAUUCUAUCCACCAACCAUUACUUCAUUGUCAGUAGCGAUUCCUAGCGGUUAGUCUUUCAGAAUUAUGGAAGUAUAUCGUCAUAUCACUUCAACCCCAGCCUCCCUUACCUUUUCGAAUCCGUUGACAAUAUAAUAACUUGCUCUGAUGAUUCCUGUAAUUCAGGACAUUUUUAGGCAACUGGUAGGUAGUUGUAGUUCGGUUGGAUUGUUCUUCAUCUUUCUGUCUAGCGAUCUAGCUAAUCGUCCUAAUAGAUUGUUAAUGAUGAAUCUUCUCAAAUAGUUUUAAUGCUCAUGUUUCUCUGGAAAUCUCUAACAAAUAUCACUUUCUUUCAUUUUAAUGACAGUAGCUGUAGUGUCAACCAACUGUAGCAAUGUUCACUAAACCAAUCACGAAUCAUUUUUGGGGUAUUCAUCUUCAUUAAUCUCUUUUUUGCGUGCUAAAAAGCAUCGUAUUACUUAAGCAAUUUAGGAAUAAAUAAUUUAACUAAAUAUGACCGAAAAAUAACUUCCAAUUAGUCAAUCUUAAAGGUAAGGUUACUAAUAUGCUUCGGUGAUUUACAACACAACAACGAAAAGAACGUUCAGUCGGCUUACCUGAUGUACAUUCUGGAUAUGGUUUUGCCAUCGGUAAUAUGGCUGCAUUUGACCUAACCAAUCCAAAAUCAGUAGUCUCACCUGGUGGUGUUGGAUUCGAUAUCAAUUGCGGAGUCCGACUUAUACGCACAAAUCUGAAUUUAAAAGAUGUUCUUCCAGUGAAAGAAAAGCUAACUCAGACUUUGUUUGAUCAUAUUCCUGUUGGUGUUGGUUCCAAAGGUAUCAUACCGAUGGAUGCUCAAGCUCUGGAAGAAGCUUUAGAAAUGGGUAUGGACUGGUCUCUGAGACAAGGGUAUGUCUGGGCGGAAGAUAAGGAGCAUUGUGAAGAGUAUGGUCGUAUGCUCCAGGCUGAUCCGUCUAAAGUUUCUUCACGAGCAAAAAAACGUGGACUUCCGCAACUUGGGACUCUUGGAGCUGGUAAUCAUUACGCUGAGAUACAAGUUGUGGAAGAAAUUUUUGACAAACAUGCAGCAACUAAAAUGGGCAUCAAUCAUUUAAAUCAGAUAGUACUAAUGAUUCAUUGUGGGAGUCGAGGAAUGGGUCAUCAAGUUGCAACAGAUGCUUUGGUCUCCAUGGAAAAAGCAAUGAAACGUGAUAAAAUCGAAGUAAAUGACCGGCAGUUGGCCUGUGCACACAUUAAUUCUGAAGAAGGUCAAGAUUAUUUGAAAGCAAUGGCAGCGGCUGCCAACUAUGCCUGGGUUAAUCGAUCUUCUAUGACAUUUCUUGCAAGACAGGCUUUUGCGAAAAUUUUCCAUUCUACACCGGACGAUUUAGAUAUGCAGAUUAUAUACGAUGUAUCACAUAAUAUCGCUAAGGUGGAAGAACAUUGGGUAGAUGGCAAAAUAAAAACUCUACUAGUUCAUCGCAAGGGAUCUACUCGAGCAUUUCCACCUCAUCAUCCCUUAAUUCCUGUUGAUUAUCAGCUUACCGGACAGCCUGUACUUAUUGGUGGUACAAUGGGUACUUGUAGUUAUGUUUUAACUGGUACUGAAAAAGCAAUGACUGAAACUUUUGGUUCAACAUGUCAUGGUGCUGGUCGUGCAUUAUCUCGAGCCAAAUCAAGACGUAAUCUCGACUAUACUGAUGUUUUAGCACAGUUACAGGAAAAAGGUAUAUCAAUACGAGUUGCUUCACCUAAACUUGUAAUGGAAGAAGCUCCAGAAUCAUAUAAAAAUGUAACAGAUGUCGUAGAUACCUGUCAAGCAGCUGGAAUAAGUAACAAGGUGCUCAAACUACGUCCAAUUGGAGUAAUCAAAGUACGUCAAUUAAAUGAAGAUAAAGAUAAGACACUGGACGUUAUAGAAAUUUUAGUUAUGAAUAUUUCAGACGCUGAUGAAGAUCUAUUGGCCAUCGAUACUGAAAAAUUAGACAGUAUACUUGAAAAUCGAGAUGAAGUUAUUAAUAAUCAAACCAUCCCAGAACUUAUUCCAGAUGAAACAUAUAAUUUUUCAAAACAAUUUUCACCGAUAAUUCGUCUCUAUUCAUCUACCAUCUAUGAUCGUAUUCAUGCCGUAUACUCAACAGACCCCUUUUUAUCUGACCAAGAAUUGAAUAAACUUGGUAGGACAACACGAAAAAUUCCUGUGUAUCUUGGUAUCUCUAUUGGAAUUAUUACAGGUGUAAUGCGUGCGUUUGUAUCAUAUGAUGAAUUCCUACGUGCCAAUAAAUAUACUAUAUUUGUAAACAAUGAAACGGCUAGGCGUCAUUCCUUAGAUCAUUGUAUACUUAAAGGUGCCGUAUUUGGAAUUUCCACUGGUUGCAAAGUAACGAUACUUACUGGUGGAUUCUACACUCUACCGUUACUGUUCUCCGCAAUUCAGGGGAAAACAAGUUACUGGGAACAUGCUGUAGGCUGGGGUUCCUCAUGGCCUAUUUUGCGAGAUUCAUUAAUGCUUAGGUUUCAUCGGUCGUAUUUUAGUUUGUUCAUUUACAUUCGUAACUCUUACCCAGAAGACUAGUUGUAAACCUGAAUCUAUCAUUUAUUCGUGUUUGUUAUUUUUUUAUAGAUGUUACAUUUGUUAAUCCAAUUAAUUGCGUCUAUUAAAUCAA
Messenger RNA from Schistosoma bovis, 2911 nucleotides. NCBI's taxonomy places the organism in Eukaryota, Metazoa, Platyhelminthes, Trematoda, Strigeidida, Schistosomatidae. The record is from the annotation of a GenBank genome assembly.